Messenger RNA from Sabethes cyaneus, 2031 nucleotides. RefSeq lists its product as uncharacterized. Lineage: Eukaryota; Metazoa; Arthropoda; Insecta; Diptera; Culicidae. The transcript has a single exon. The coding region runs from base 1 to 2031 and encodes 676 amino acids. The record is from RefSeq and is a predicted model, not a curated record.
AUGGAGAGAAAACUCAUGCAGGAAAAAUAUUCCCUGCUUGAAGAGCUUGAAGAAGAACGCGAUAGAGCGAGCAACCGUAGCCAAGUGAGUCGACGAUCCAAGCAACAACGUGUCAACGAAUGGGUGGAGCAGCAGUCAUCUAAAGAUGGAGCCGUAGGGGGAAUACCUCAAGAGCCAGCUACGGAGCGUCAGGCAGCGCCCAACCCAGCGAAGGGACCGCAAAGGCAGCAAGAAGAAACCGUAGCGAUCCUGCCACCACACCACGGGAAUCAGCUGCAGCACACAGGCGCAAUUCUCAAAACGGUGCCAAAUGUGCUGUCUAACGGUCGCGCCCCGACCUCCAUUGGUAACACUAUCCCCUCUUUACCCCCCGUACUGCCACUAGGUAAGCCACCAAUAAAGUCCAUUCCAAAAACGAAAACUUCUGCUCAGCCGAGCAAUCAUUAUCAAGAGACACUUGAUAAAUUGGGAGCAAUUAGUCCGGUACUCAAAAAUACAAAUCCAGUUGAACCUACCAAGACUAUGCCUACUUCUCAAAAUCAACAUACCUCCACUUGCCCAACUUCUACCCCUAUAGGGAGAAAAGAAAGUCAAUCGGUUCAUGUCAAUCCAUGUCCCAAUGCUAACGAUCCAUCGUCAAAUGUUAAUCCUACGUUUAUGGCAGCAAGAAUGCCAGAAGCAGGUCCUUCCCCCUCGCAGUUAGCCGCACGACAAAUAAUGCCCCGCAAUCUUCCCCCUUUCGCCGGUAACCCCGCGGACUGGCCUCUUUUCAUUAGUGCGUUCGUAAAUACAACCGCCGCGUGUGGAUAUUCCAGUGUUGAAAAUUUAACCAGAUUGCAACGAUGCCUGAAAGGUGCAGCCUACGAAGCCGUAAGAAGCUGUCUCCUACUGGCAGCAUCGGUGCCACAAGUGAUCAACACCCUUCAGCUGCUUUACGGACGCCCGGAACUGCUGAUCAACGUACUGUUGGAUAAAGUUCGAUCAACUCCUGCACCUAAGGUGGAGCGACUCGAAACGCUUAUCGAAUUUGGGAUGGCGGUUCAAAGUUUGUGCGACCACCUGGAGGCAGCAGGUCAGCAGUCUCACCUGACGAACCCGUGUUUACUGAUGGAGCUGGUGGACAAGUUGCCUGCACAUGUGAAGAUGGAGUGGGCGAAUUUCAUGCAGCAGUAUCCAGAGGUGAAUCUCAAGACCUUCGGGGAUUUUAUGAACGGCGUGGUGAUAUCGUCCAGUAAAGUGACCCAGUACACUGGAGGAUUCGGAAAAGAAGCUAGUAAGGAACAGUUGAAAAUAAAGAACAAGGGUUUGAUCAAUGCUCAUAUCAACCAGCCGGAACUGCCAAAGGAUGACUAUAAGCAAUGUGGUAUUUGCAACCGUCGAGGACAUCGAGUGCGGGGUUGCGACACGUUCAAAUCGCUCUCCAUCGAUGAACGGUGGAAGGCAGCGCAAACCAAUGAAGUCUGUCGUAGCUGCUUAAAUGCGCAUGGCAGAAGAAGUUGUCGAAAUUCAGUCCAGUGUGGAAUUAACGGAUGCACUUUCCGCCAUCAUCCGUUACUCCAUUCUAACCGUAACAAUCAACUGUCCGGUGGAUCUGGAAGACCGAAGGUAGUGACCAGCAUCGAAACCGCUGGUAAUCAUGCACAUCGGAUGCCGGACCAAUCGUUACUGUUCCGCAUCAUCCCGAUAACGCUUUACGGACCGAAAAAAACGGUAAGAACCUUCGCUUUCCUGGACGAUGGCUCAUCCCUUACACUCGUCGAAGAGGAAUUAGCGCGUAACAUCGGUGCGAGCGGCAUAUCGGCACCAUUGUGUCUUACUUGGACGGAAGACGUCUCCAGGAUCGAAGCCGAAUCGAAGCAGCUACAGUUGGAGGUAUCUAGUGCGUAUGGUGGAAAGCAUUACCCACUGAAAAAUAUACGAACCGUGAAAAAGCUCGCCUUGCCCGGGCAGACGCUGCCAAUCAACGAAUUCAUGAAUAAAUUUAAAUUUCUUCGAGGGCUUCCACUUUCCGACUAUGAUCACAGCUAUUGA